Molecule: messenger RNA, 2808 nt
Organism: Clonostachys rhizophaga
Lineage: Eukaryota; Fungi; Ascomycota; Sordariomycetes; Hypocreales; Bionectriaceae
Source: the annotation of a GenBank genome assembly
AUGGCAACGGCUGCGUCGGUGGUCGCUAUCACGUCCACGGGCAUCUCCGUCGUGCACAACCCAUCCGGCCUCCCGCCUGACACCGAGUACGUCGCUAGGACAUCUGGUUACAUUCAACUGUUGUUAAUCCUUGAGAAGCAUUCUGUUCGUCCAUGGACUUCAAGGUCAUCCACAGAAAACAUGGACAUACCGCCAGCCGCCCGAUAACCAGGACAAGCCCCUUCCCCCCUGGAAGAAACGGCUACGGUGGCCUCGGCAGGAAGCACAAUCGACGGCUCAUCAAUCUGGCGCUGGAAAAGCUGCUGAUGUGUUUUGGCCGCGCGACCUCUUACCUCGACAAUGCCCAAAUGCUCGCAUUCUCACCUUCGGCUACGAUUCGAAGGUGACCAAAGGAUAUACUCCUGUGGACAAAGGGAGCAUAUUUUCUCACGUCGAGGAUUUGCUCUACUCUCUAGACCGAGUUCGCGUGCCCGGACGAAGACUCGUCUUCGUUGCUCAUUCAUUGGGAGGAAUAAUUGUUAAAGAGGUACUUUUCCUCCCCCCAUGUCCACGUUAGGCUACCUUGAAGGCUAGGUCUUAAGAGAUCACUAAAUCGAGUGCGCUGAAAAGGUUCUGCGCCGAUCUGAGCUUUCUGAAGAGGAUGGACUCCGAGAUAUACUGGCCUGCACUGCAGCUGUUAUAUUUCUCGGUACGCCACAUCGAGGGUCUCCGGGGCUGGCAUCUACUGCUGACACUGUACGGAGGGUUGCACAGGCAAUCCUUCGAGUUGAUGCCAAUGCAGCAGUUUUACGAUCAUUAGGUGUCGACAGCCCGGAGCUAGAGAUUUGUCACCAGUCUUUUAUGGCCCAAUGGAGAAAGCGCGGGAUCAAGGUGAAGACUUUCCAAGAGGCUGAAGCCAUGCAUGGUCUCAACUUCGGUCUAAUGAAUGACAAGGUAAGCUCUUAUCUUGGAGUUUAUUGCGACAGACCUUCUGAUUUUUCGGCUAAGAUCGUUCCUGAUUCUUCAUCUUCAUUGGGUAACCCACUCGAACAUGCUGAGUCGAUACAAGCAAACCAUAUGGGAAUGACCAAGUUUCGUGGCUAUGAUGACCCUGGUUAUCAGAAGGUAGGGUCAGAACUUUCACGGCUGGUAUCCUCGAAUUCAGGUUCGUACUGCUAUCCUCGUGUGCGUGGUACACAAUACUGAUAUUUGCCUAGACGAUAAGACAGGUGCCUAGUAAACUAAACUACCCCAGCUAAUGUAUUGUACUAAUUCAUCCAAGCAUGCAUUAAUGUGUUGUUUUUCGCCGACCGUAACAGCCGAGAGAACGCGAUAAAGCCUCCUAUGGAAAACACUGGCUCUUGGCUCCAAAAUGUAGGUUCGUAUGUAGACUGGAUACACCGCAGUAACAUUGACGAAACGGGCGGUCUCCUAUGGCUUAAAGGCAAGCCUGGUUCAGGGAAAUCAACCCUGAUGAAAGAAGCAUCCCGCCGAGCCAAGGAGGUAUGCGUCCCGCCCCCUCUUAUCGCCGCUUUUUACUUCAACGCUCGUGGGAGCCCUCUUGAGCGAUCACCGAUGGGUCUAUUUCGUUCCUUGAUUCUUCAAUUGUUCAUGCAAAACGACAAUUUCCAAGAACAUGUGGUCACUUACUACCGCAACGCUACCAAUCGAGGCAGCAGAGAAUGGAACCCAAAGGUUACCGACUUGCAAGACCUUCUUGCAGCCGGUAUACAAGAGCAGCAGAAGCAGCAACGCAUUAUGAUCUUCGUCGACGCGCUGGAUGAAUGUGAUGAGGAAAGCAUCCGCUCUAUAACGCGUUAUUUCAGGACCCUUGCUGACAGCGUUUACGCUGUUGGCAAAAGCCUUGAUAUCCUUUUAUCGAGCCGUCACUAUCCAACAAUUACUAUUGCACGUUGUCCAGAAAUAUUUGUCGAAAGGGGAAAUUCAGGUGAUAUUGCCCGUUACCUCGACAAGAAUCUGAGCUAUGGGAUAGUAAGGCAAGAGCAUAUGCUUGAACGGCUGCGCUCUUCGCUGCUUCAGAGAUCGUCUGGUAUCUUCCUGUGGAUUGUUUUGGUUGUCAGGAUAGUUCUUAAAGAUUUGGACGAUGGAAAAACCGCCGAAGAGAUCGAAGAAACGCUGGCAUCCGUCCCUGAUGACCUCGUGGAGCUUUUCAGGAACCUCCUUGGGACACUUACGCAAAAAGAGCGGGGAGAAUCUCUCAUGCUUGUGCAAUGGGUGUUACUGUCUCCAAGGGCUCUUCACCCUGUCGAUAUCAGGACUAUAAAGCUUUUAGGGGUUGAAACUGUGCAAUCACUUCCUGACGCAAUGGAAAAAUUCCAAAGGCCGGAAAACGUCGCAAGGGCUUGGAAUGCUGACUUGGACAGGGUAGAGCGAAACGUGAGGACUUUAUCUAGAGGACUUAUGGAGAUAUCAGGAUCAAAGGUCCAGUUCAUACACGAGUCUGUGCGCCAGUUCUUCUUCCAGGACGGUCCAGCAGUAUUUGAGCUGCCUUUCAUGGUUCCUCUGGGUCACUGCAUGAUCAUCAGGGCCUGUCUCCAUGGGUUAUGUCUGUUUGAGCAGCUGUAUUCGAGAGAAUCUUCUGAAGUUCGGACAUUUCAAUGGAUUGUCGCAUACGCCGAGUACUUUAUUCUGCACCAUGCCAUUGAGGCGCGACACGACGUUGAGCUCCCGAACAAAUUACCUCAUAUUCUUCGAAGUCUUGUUAGAGUACUUAAAUCAAAAGCUCAGUUGCAAGACCCGACGUUACUCAGCAAUACUGGCGCAAUGAUCCUCUUGAAUGAGUGGAAAAAGACUCUUUCUCUGCCAUAG